AUGGACACAGGAGACGGAAGGACUGCAUAUAUGGACUUUUCGACCAAAGUGUCUGGAUUCGACACCGAUAUAAAAGUCCUAGAAACAAGUACUCAUAUAUUCAUAUAUGUAAGUCAAUGCGAAGAGACAAUUCACUUAUAUGAUGAAGCGUUGAAGAAGGAGAUAACUAAGAAUAAGAUAAGACCUAAAAAGAAGCUUAUUGUGUUUUGUAAUAUGAGAGUUCAUGAAGGUUUUAACGAUAUCAAAAAGGUAGUACUAGACAUAUUAAGAAAGUAA
Messenger RNA from Encephalitozoon intestinalis ATCC 50506, 276 nucleotides. RefSeq lists its product as uncharacterized. The record is from RefSeq and is a predicted model, not a curated record. Bases 1 to 276 code for a protein of 91 amino acids. Lineage: Eukaryota; Fungi; Microsporidia; Unikaryonidae. The transcript has a single exon.